Molecule: messenger RNA, 1079 nt
Organism: Myotis lucifugus (little brown bat)
Lineage: Eukaryota; Metazoa; Chordata; Mammalia; Chiroptera; Vespertilionidae
Product: acyl-protein thioesterase 1-like
Exons: 5
Biological process (GO): protein depalmitoylation
Cellular component (GO): cytoplasm
Molecular function (GO): carboxylic ester hydrolase activity; palmitoyl-(protein) hydrolase activity
Source: RefSeq, a predicted model, not a curated record
GAUUUUGCCUUAUUUUCCAGGUUUGAUAUUAUUGGGCUUUCACCAGAUUCACAGGAGGAUGAACCUGGAAUUAAACAUGCAGCAGAAUAUGUAAAAACUUUGAUAGACCAAGAGGUGAAGAAUGGCAUUCCUUCAGACAGAAUUAUUUUGGGAGGAUUUUCUCAGGGAGGAGCUUUAUCUUUAUACACUGCUCUGACCACACAGCAGAAACUGGCAGGUGUCACUGCGCUCAGUUGCUGGCUUCCACUUCGGUCUUCAUUUCCACAGGGUCCUAUCAGUGGUGUUAAUAGAGAUAUUUCUAUUCUUCAGUGCCAUGGAGAUUCUGAUCCUUUAGUUCCUCUAAUGUUUGGUUCUCUUACUGCUGAAAAGCUAAAAACAUUGGUAAAUCCAGCCAAUGUAACCUUCAAAGUCUAUGAAGGCAUGAUGCAUAGUUCAUGUCCACAGGAAAUGGUGGAUAUCAGGCAAUUCAUCGAUAAAAUCCUACCUCCAGUUGAUUGACAUCACUAAGGCGCCUUUGUGUAGAAGUACACACCAGCAUCGUUGUAGUAGAGUAUAAACCUCUUCCUGUGCCGGAUCUUGAAAGUUAUAAUGUUUGCAAUGUUAAAAUCUUUUGCAAUUACACACCAAUGACACAGUCUAAAUAAUAUCUCCUUGUGGAAAAUUUAUGAUCUUGAAGGUUUCAAUACAUGAAUUUGUGUUAACAUGAUCCAGAAUAUACUAGCAUUAGCAUAGGUGAAGCAGCUAGCUUCUUUCCCCCCAAAUGUAAUUCGGCAAAAUAAUAAAAUACUACAUCCAGAUUUUUCUAUUACAUCAUUUGAAAAUUAUUAGUCUGCUUAAUGAAAACUUGUUCGGGGAUAAAUGAGCAGUUAAGAUAUAAACUAUUUAUGAAUGCUGUGACUUAGUCUGUGGACUUACUCCAAAAUUACUUAGUCACCAUGCAGUAUGUGUAUUUUUUAUAUUUGUAUUCAGAUAUACUUAAUGAUUAUAAUACAUAAAAAGAAUGAGGUGUAACUACAUUAUUCCUAAUAAUAGGGAUAUUGCUUCUAAGUGUCAAUAAAGAGUAACAUUGCUCUCUUCAA